This is a messenger RNA of Fusarium odoratissimum NRRL 54006, 3927 nucleotides long. RefSeq lists its product as uncharacterized. Lineage: Eukaryota; Fungi; Ascomycota; Sordariomycetes; Hypocreales; Nectriaceae. Gene Ontology annotation, biological process: nucleoside metabolic process. The coding region runs from base 91 to 3762 and encodes 1223 amino acids. The record is from RefSeq and is a predicted model, not a curated record. The transcript has a single exon. Gene Ontology annotation, molecular function: protein binding; catalytic activity.
CUCUUCUGCCUGUCGUAUGAUCAGCAUCAUCUCUUUUUGUUGCCAGGAAGCUAAGACAUUUGACUCCAAUGCUUCUACAGGGUCGUAGGCAUGGCUUCAUCCGAGGGUUCUCAGUCUUUGCUGCCUAGGCGACAACGGGCUGAUAGCGGGGAUAGCGCCCAGUCCUUGCAAUACGAUGACUACACAGUCGGGUGGAUCUCCGCCCUUCCGCUUGAGAUGACGGCUGCUCAAGCUAUGCUGGAUCACAGACAUGAGCCACUGCGCCAGCAUCCACAGGACAGCAACUGUUACGAAUUCGGAAGCAUCAAGGGCCAUAACGUGGUUAUCGCCUGUCUACCCAAAGCACAGUAUGGCAACAAUAACGCGGCCAUUGUUGCGAAUAAUAUGAAUCGGACUUUACCUCAUCUUCAACAUCGUUUACUGGUCGGUAUCGCGGGUGGGGCACCUGGGACAGUUGACGUACGCCUUGGAGAUGUCGUGGUCAGCACAGAUGCCAUACAAUACGAUCUGGGGAAAGCCUUGCCCAACAACCACUUUCAGCGAAUUGCUAAAGCUACCAGUCCUCCCCAGGCACUACUGACUGUCGUUUCAAAGCUUGAGGCGAGCCAUAGAGGAGGCCAAAAUCGAAUGCUUGAGAUUUUGGCUGAGAAUGCAGCUCGCCUCCCUCAUUACUCCCAUCCAAUGGUUGAGGAUCGUCUCUUCCACCAUGAGUGUCCCCAUACUUCCUCAAGUUCAGACUGUGAUCUCUGUGAUAUAUCGCAGCUUAUAGUCAGGGAGCUGCGUCAAAACACCAACCCGGUAAUCCACCACGGCCGGGUUGCAUCAGGAAACCAAGUUAUCAAAGAUGCACUUACUCGAGACAGUCUAUCCAAAGAGGUCAAGAAUAUUUGCUUUGAGAUGGAGGCAGCAGGUGUUAUGGAUACUUUUCCUUGCCUUGUGAUCCGUGGUAUAUGCGACUACUCAGAUUCUCACAAAAACAAGGGAUGGCAGGAGUACGCAGCUUUGGUUGCCGCGUCGUAUGCUAAAGAGCUUCUGACAUCUAUACCCCCUCAAUUAUUGCAGCCUUCUAAGCGAAGAAAAGCCCAGAAACCCACAGCUCCGGAGCCUCUCAGCUCGGAAGUGGAUGAUUGUCUGAGAGAGAUGUUUGUGACAGACUCUUCACUAGAUCGCGAGAGCAUUCUCGAUGCCAAGGGUGAUAUCUGCGAGGGAACCUGUGAAUGGAUUCUGUCCACAGAUGAAUUACAGACUUGGGAUCAGAAUCCUCCUCAUCUGUUAUGGAUUUCCGCACCACCCGGCAUGGGUAAGACAUUCAUGUCUAUUCAUCUUUCUAAACACUUUGAGGCUAUUUCCAAGGAGAACUCUGGAGCUGCGACUAUUUUUUUCUUCUGCGACAGCAAGGUUGAAUCAAGAAAUACGGCAGUGAGCAUUCUCAGAAGUCUCAUGCAUCAACUCAUCUCGCGUCAGCCAAGCCUUAUUAACACAAUUAUACCGCAGUGGAAACAACAAUCACAGCGGCUGUUUCAAGAAGCCUCGUUCGGUGCUCUAUGGAAGCUCUUUGAAGACAUGAUUGCCAAAUCAGAGUUCAAGACUAUAUACUGCGUCAUCGAUGCCCUUGAUGAAUGCGAAGCCAACUCUCUGUCACUUCUGCUCCGAAAGUUCGAGAGACUUAGUCGAGGGCGUUUGGGCUCAUCUCCCAAAUUGAGGCUCAUAUGCCUCAGCAGAAGGUAUCCAGAGAACAUACCCGAAGCUCUUUUGCUUUUUGCAAAGAUGGAAUUAGAUUCGAUGACUGCCAGAAAAGAGGAUAUCAAUCAAUUCAUCACGUCUCAACUCCAGGAACUCGCUCAGAAGAAAAGGCUCAGUCGUGAGAUGUGGUCUAGCUUGGAACAGACUUUCCGAAAGAAAUCUGAGGGGACUUUCCUUUGGAUUAGCUUCAUGGCUCAAGACUUGCAGAAACAGAGAUUGCUUGAUUUUGAGGCGUCUCUCGAGAUGCUACCAGCUGGAUUGGACGCAGUUUACGACAGGAUUCUGCAAAAUAUCGACUUUGAAAAACAGGAAAUGAUUCGUGGCAUCCUCUAUUGGGUUCUCGUCGCUAAAAGCCCUUUUACGAUAUCUCAGCUGUGCGAGGCAGUCGAUAUAGAACCACGAGGGUUCUUGACGCGCGAAAAUGUCUGCAUCGAGCUGAUCAAGUGUUGUGGCCAUUUACUUCAGAUAAAAGAUAAACACAACCGAUCCUACACGAAACAGACGGUCACAUUUCUCCACCAAAGUGCAAAGGAUUACCUGAUGAAAUCCGAGCGCAGGCAAAUAACAGGACUCGCCCUUCCCCAGCUGCACGAGCACGCCACGAUUAUUUUGAUUCGAUACCUGGAAAGCAUCAGCAGCCACCCUGGGAUUGAGAGCAGACAAUGGCGUGAUAUAAUGAAGGAUUUCCCAAUGGCCGAUUAUGCUAUGCAAAAUUGGCAUCGUCACUUCGAUACGCUAGAAGAUAUUACUCAAGUCAUGCAGCAAGGAGCGAGAUUCUUUGAAGAAGAUUCAAAAGCCAGACUAAUGUGGCAAAAUCUCUGUAGUUUCGAUGAUGACGAUGAUUAUUAUUCCCCUAUGCCCUUGCUACAUUUGUCUGCCAAGUUGCUUCUAAACAGGUUGACCGAGUGGUGCUUGAGAAGUGAUCGAGAACUCGAUCUCGAGGCUGAAUGGGGUAUGUCUCAACAUACGGCGCUUUUCUAUGCUUGCGAAAAGCAGCAGGAAUACAUCAUAACUUUACUUCUUGAUGCAGGCGCCAACGCCGUCGCCGCCCAUUGUUCACACACCAAUGCUCUUGAAGCAGCUUUAUCCUACUGCAACAGACACAUCUUGCACAUUUUGGCACAAUCAGAAUCUUGCAGGAAUUUUUUAAUCGAGAAAGGUUCUAAGGAAGAUGGCAGCUUGAUCAAUGUUGCUGCUGAGAGCGCAAAUGAGGAUGCGUGUCGCUUCUUGAUCGAGGAUCUUGGAUGGGACCCCAACUGGCAAAAUGGGAGAGUUGGCCAGUUGGCCCUGUCCUCCGCCUUGGAAAAUGGCCACGUCAAUCUUGUCAGGUGUUUUGUCAAAGAGUGGAAUGUUCCCAUUGGGGAUCACUCAGACAAACUAAAAGCAGCUUGCUCCGCUUUUACACCUGAAGAUGAUUUCGAACAAUGUAUACGAUUCCUAGUAGAUCAUUGCUCCGUUGAUAUCAAUGCUACAGAUGAGGAAGGUCACAAUGCUUUAUGUGCCACGUUCCGAACAUGGGAUUAUUGGACGUUUUCCAGGACAAGAACAUUAUUACAAUUUGGCUGUAGUCCUGACCAGCCCGACAGGCUCGGCCUAACACCUAUGCACUGCCUCGUAAUAAAAAACUCUCAUUCUGAAACGUCGAAUUUCCUAGACAUCAUGGAACUUUUAGUCGGUAUGAGUCAAAACGGUGUCAACCAAGUGUGCUUGAAGGGGCAGACAGUAUUGCACUACCUCAUACUAGGCUUACCGGCCUUCCUGACUCAGUCAGUUCGUCACAGAUUUGCAGACGGGCCCCCUCUCUAUUCGAUGCUAUCAGCAGUAAUUAGCCUUUUGGACUUGGGUGUUGACCGAAAUAUCCGAAACAGUAACGGAUAUACUAGCCUAGAUAUUUUGCGAGUUGUGCAGGCCACUAUUGACCAUGAAUGGAAAGGAUUAGCACAGGUGGAGGUAAUUAUGAAGUCUGUGAAUCUAGCUAUUAGAGUGGUUGAAAGUUACUCUACCGUUCCUAAACACUAGGAUAGCACCUGGAUUUAGGGCAGUUGUGGCCAUCAAUCGGGCAUUCACUACCGCAGGAUUAUUAAGUUUAAUUCUUACAAGUGUUAGGUUCUAAGUCGAGGGAAAUAUAGUGUUAAACUACUGUUUUUUACUGUCAAAAUUACAGACGAUACACCAACUUCUCAG